AUGGCUGGAAGCAACAACACAUCAGUGAUUGAGUUCCUGCUUGUGGGCCUUACAGAUCAUCCAGAAUUGCAGAUGUCUCUCUUUGCCCUGUUCUUGAUCAUUUAUCUGGUCACUAUGAUAGGAAAUGUGUGUAUGAUCCUAUUAAUCCAGAUUGAUGCCACCCUUCACACUCCCAUGUACUUCUUUCUGUGUAACCUCGCACUCUGUGAUAUCUGCUACUCGACUGUCCUGGUCCCUAAAAUGCUGAUUAAUUUCCUUUUGGAACAUAAGUCCAGCUCAUUUAUUGGCCGUGUCUUUCAGAGUUUCUUUUUUGCCAUUUAUAUUACUACUGAGGGCCUCCUCCUGGCUAUCAUGGCAUAUGACUGCUAUACAGCGAUUGUCAACCCCCUAUUGUAUACAGCUAUUAUGACCCCAAAGAUCUGCCUUCAGGUAGUGCUUGUGUGCUACCUGGGAGGUCUUGCCAAUUCAUUGACACACACAAUUGGAUUAUUGAGGUUGGAUUUUUGUGGACCUAAUGUCAUCAAUCACUUCUUCUGUGAUGAUGAAAGUAUCUGCAGUGGUUUACACCCUGGUCAUCCCCAUGCUAAACCCCCUGAUUUACAGCCUGAGGAACAAGGAUGUGAAGGAGGCUUUGAAAAGGUCAAUAAAGUGGAAAAAUUGCCACCAAUAAUUACAUCAAAACCUCCUUUAAGCAAUGCCAGGUAUAUAAAGUACAAAUUAAUGGGUGAACAUCUCCAAGAUAUUAAAUUCAACAUUUUUCAGGUGAUUUCCUGUGAAAACUCUAAACUGUAA
Tachyglossus aculeatus (Australian echidna) is the source of this 792-nucleotide messenger RNA. Its product is annotated as olfactory receptor 1052-like. Bases 1 to 792 code for a protein of 263 amino acids. Lineage: Eukaryota; Metazoa; Chordata; Mammalia; Monotremata; Tachyglossidae. Gene Ontology annotation, biological process: sensory perception of smell; G protein-coupled receptor signaling pathway. Gene Ontology annotation, cellular component: membrane. The transcript is spliced from 2 exons. Gene Ontology annotation, molecular function: olfactory receptor activity; odorant binding; G protein-coupled receptor activity. The record is from RefSeq and is a predicted model, not a curated record.